Molecule: messenger RNA, 684 nt
Organism: Eremothecium cymbalariae DBVPG#7215
Lineage: Eukaryota; Fungi; Ascomycota; Saccharomycetes; Saccharomycetales; Saccharomycetaceae
Gene: SOP4
Product: Sop4p
Exons: 1
Coding region: 1-684 (227 amino acids)
Source: RefSeq, a predicted model, not a curated record
AUGUUUUGGCUAUUUUUAGCCCUUCAAUUAGUGAAUGCUUUAUGUUCGACAGUUACUAUUAAGGGCCAGUUAAGUUUAUCUCCCAGGAAUAUUACUAAUAAUGAUGUGGUAAGAUCGUUCUUUCGACUGUAUCAAGUUGGCAAUUUCACUGGAAGACCAUACGUAGAUAAUGCAAGUUUGAAGAAUUUGGAUGGUUAUUUUGAAUUUAAAGAUGUUCCAAUUUCUAGUGAAGAAAAUGGCAAAAGUUAUUACCAAAUGGUCUGCUCAUCUUUGGACUUUAAUUUGAAACCUAAUAGAAUACUGAUAGAAAUCACCAACAAUGGUAGUCAGGUACCGCCAACCAUCAAGGCUUUCCAGAAUGUUUUUGGUAGAGAGAAUUUCCCAUCUCCUGAACUCCUUUAUCCUGAACAAUUAGUAGAACUGCCUGCGGAUCCUUUUAUUGAAAUCACAUAUGUCCAAUCAGCCCCGCUAAGAAAUUAUAUAAUUCCAAGAAACCCAGGUAUGCUACAAAGCGGUCCGUUGGCUAGUAUUUUCAACUCGAAAUACAAGCUGGCAGGGUUGAUUACUGUAAUUUGUUUACUGUUAUUCCCAUUGCUGGUGGAAAAGUUUGAUCCUGAAACUGUGCAAGCUAUGAAGGAACAGAAGAUAAAUAAAGCUAAGGAGAGGUAUGGAAAAAGUGCAUGA